GCAUGCGCGAGACGCAGGCUGGGCACCGCCAUUUUGGCCGGCGGCCGUAGGAACACGUUGUGUUCCUGACAAGUGAAGGGGAGAGCUGAUUUGGCCUCUGUGAGCCUCUCCGCAAGGGGAUCGUUUUCUCCAGAAGACCUGGAUAUUCUUACUUUCUUCGAAUUAUGGCGGAUAAAUUAACGAGAAUUGCUAUUGUCAACCAUGACAAAUGUAAACCUAAGAAAUGUCGGCAGGAGUGCAAGAAGAGUUGUCCUGUAGUUCGAAUGGGAAAAUUAUGCAUAGAGGUUACACCCCAGAGCAAAAUAGCAUGGAUUUCUGAAACUCUUUGUAUUGGUUGUGGUAUUUGUAUUAAAAAAUGCCCCUUUGGCGCUUUAUCAAUUGUCAAUUUACCAAGCAACUUGGAAAAAGAAACAACACAUCGAUAUUGUGCCAAUGCCUUCAAACUUCACAGGUUGCCUAUCCCUCGUCCAGGUGAAGUUCUGGGAUUAGUUGGAACUAAUGGUAUUGGAAAGUCAACUGCUUUAAAAAUUUUAGCAGGAAAGCAAAAGCCAAACCUUGGAAAGUAUGAUGAUCCACCUGAUUGGCAAGAAAUUUUGACUUACUUCCGAGGAUCUGAACUGCAAAAUUACUUCACCAAAAUUCUAGAAGAUGACCUAAAAGCCAUUAUCAAACCUCAAUAUGUAGACCAGAUUCCCAAGGCUGCAAAGGGAACAGUGGGGUCUAUUUUGGACCGAAAGGAUGAAACAAAGACACAAGCAAUUGUGUGUCAACAACUUGAUUUAACCCAUCUAAAAGAACGAAAUGUUGAAGAUCUCUCAGGAGGAGAGUUGCAGAGAUUUGCUUGUGCUGUCGUUUGCAUACAGAAAGCUGAUAUUUUCAUGUUUGAUGAACCUUCUAGUUACCUAGAUGUCAAGCAGCGUUUAAAGGCUGCUAUUACUAUACGAUCUCUAAUAAAUCCAGAUAGAUAUAUCAUUGUGGUGGAACAUGAUCUAAGUGUAUUAGACUAUCUCUCUGACUUCAUCUGCUGUUUAUAUGGCGUACCAAGUGCUUAUGGUGUUGUCACUAUGCCUUUUAGUGUAAGAGAAGGCAUAAACAUUUUUUUGGAUGGUUACGUUCCAACAGAAAACUUGAGAUUCAGAGAUGCAUCACUUGUUUUUAAAGUGGCUGAGACAGCUAAUGAAGAAGAAGUUAAAAAGAUGUGUAUGUAUAAAUAUCCUGGAAUGAAGAAAAAGAUGGGAGAGUUUGAGCUAGCAAUUGUAGCUGGAGAGUUUACAGAUUCUGAAAUCAUGGUGAUGUUAGGAGAAAAUGGUACUGGUAAAACAACAUUUAUAAGAAUGCUUGCUGGAAGACUUAAACCUGAUGAAGGAGGAGAAGUACCAGUUCUAAAUGUCAGUUAUAAGCCACAGAAAAUCAGCCCCAAAUCAACUGGAAGUGUUCGACAGUUACUACAUGAAAAGAUAAGAGAUGCUUACACUCAUCCACAAUUUGUGACUGAUGUAAUGAAGCCUCUGCAAAUUGAAAACAUCAUUGAUCAAGAGGUGCAGACAUUAUCUGGGGGUGAACUGCAGCGAGUAGCUUUAGCUCUGUGUUUGGGCAAACCUGCUGAUGUCUAUCUAAUUGAUGAACCAUCUGCAUAUUUGGAUUCUGAGCAAAGACUGAUGGCAGCUCGAGUUGUCAAGCGUUUUAUACUCCAUGCCAAGAAGACAGCCUUUGUUGUGGAACAUGACUUCAUCAUGGCUACAUAUCUUGCAGAUCGAGUCAUUGUUUUUGAUGGUGUUCCAUCUAAGAACACAGUUGCAAACAGUCCUCAAACACUUUUGGCUGGCAUGAACAAAUUUUUGUCUCAGCUUGAAAUUACAUUCAGAAGAGAUCCAAACAACUAUCGGCCAAGAAUAAACAAACUCAAUUCAAUUAAGGAUGUAGAACAAAAGAAGAGUGGAAACUACUUUUUCUUGGAUGAUUAGAAUGACCUGAGAAUAUCAAAAGCCAUUUAUUAAAUUUACUGGGAUUUUUAUUGUAUAAAACUGUUUUAUGCCCACAUACCGUUGAGCGUGAAGUACAGUUUACUUCAUGUAACAUCAAAAGCUAGCUGUUGUAAUUUAGUCAGAACACAAAAAAUGGCAUUUUCUGUUCUUGAUUAAGGCCCUUUAUGUGCAAAACAUUCUAAAAUGGAGACAUUUCAAGCUGUACAAAUUACCUCCAAGUUUUCAUGAUGUAUGAGAUUUCCAAUUAGGUGUAUUAUAUUCAUGUACCAAAUGCUGACCAGUGUUGCGCCCUUUGAAAAAUCUUGAAAAAGGUUCUGUAAUUGCAUGGUUUGCCAAGUAUGCUAGUAUAAUGGAACUGCCCUUAUUUUAAAAUCCAGUUGAAGACUCCCCUGAUGAAAUUUAAUAAAUAUCAGGAUUAUGUUUCUUUUCAGUCUUUGCACUGUAUUAUCUUUGUGUUUAGACUUUCAAAGAUUAUCUACUACAAAACACAGUUGAAAAAUGGCAAUUUGUUAUAAUUUAAGCAUUGUUUUACAAUGUUUUUGGUGCUUCUGAAUAUCAAAAAUCAUUUCAACACCCCACACACACACCUGCCCAGGAAAAAUAUCGUUAACUGUCCUUUGAAUUACUCAGUUUUAGCAUUCCAUAAGAUUGUAUAUUCUGUGAUUAUUCUCAAGGUAAUACCAUUUUUUAAACACAUUUACAUAAUCACUAAUCAAUACUUAGGAAGAAGUAUUUUAAGGAGUAUUUCUGCUACAAGCUAUAAUGUUUAUAGAGUUGCUGCCUAAGCAUGUAUUUUUAAAACUUCCACAGAUUUCUGAUGGGCAGCCAGUUGACUGAGCCACUUACCAAAAGGCAACAUUAAUGCACACAAGUCCUAGAUAGCAAAAGUAUCCCUUGGUACUAAAUAUAUUCAUUUCUAAGUUUGGCUGUAGGGGUAAAAAAACUUUUAAGUUUUGGAUAGUGUGUAGCAAGACUUCUAAAAACUUACCCAAAUCUCUUUUGAGUUCCCGAGUUUGAAGGGUGGGAUACUCAUAGUAUGGAAACCACUCUCAAUUCUACUUGUGAAUAAUGCACUGAACUGGAACUAAUUGAUUACAAGUGAGGAAAAGCAUUUACUAAAUAAGCUAAUGGAACAAGCAAAAUAGAGGAGAAACUUAGAAAUUAAUGGACUUUUAGAGCUCCUUGAAACAGUUUUAAUAUGCAAACAUUGGAUAUUAAGUCUGGUUUAACUGGGUUCUUCUUGUAGGCCUUUUUAAAAAGUAAUUUGUUAUUCAUAAAUACAUGUUCAUUUUGAAAAACUCAAAUAUACCCAUUUAUAGGAAGCAGUUACUAUCACCUUUCACAUUACCUUCCCAACAGUUACCAAUGUUUGUGUUGAGCAAUAUCUUUUCAUGUUUUUUUUCUGUGCACUUACCUAAGUGUGUAUAUGUAAAGGGUUUGUUUUGUACAUAAAUGAGAUUAUACUCAAACUAAGUAGUGCCUAUUUUUAAGGAUAGGUUAAAUUUGUGAAUGAUUAUUUCAAAUAUAUUGAAUAAAAUAAGGUGAAAGUUA
Molecule: messenger RNA, 3536 nt
Organism: Manis pentadactyla (Chinese pangolin)
Lineage: Eukaryota; Metazoa; Chordata; Mammalia; Pholidota; Manidae
Gene: ABCE1
Product: ATP binding cassette subfamily E member 1
Exons: 18
Coding region: 165-1964 (599 amino acids)
Biological process (GO): translational initiation; ribosomal subunit export from nucleus; translational termination
Molecular function (GO): ribosomal small subunit binding; iron ion binding; ATP binding
Source: RefSeq, a predicted model, not a curated record